Molecule: messenger RNA, 1731 nt
Organism: Serpula lacrymans var. lacrymans S7.9
Lineage: Eukaryota; Fungi; Basidiomycota; Agaricomycetes; Boletales; Serpulaceae
Exons: 9
Coding region: 104-1543 (479 amino acids)
Biological process (GO): mRNA splicing, via spliceosome
Cellular component (GO): nucleus
Molecular function (GO): RNA lariat debranching enzyme activity
Source: RefSeq, a predicted model, not a curated record
AUUCUGAAAUGUAUUCAAGCUGCUUCCAUCUGAAUCUCAUCUCUAUUACAUCUACAUAGAGUUUGUACUAAUACUGACAACUUAUUCCCAAAAAGUAUCCAGAAUGAAGAUUGCAAUCGAAGGAUGCUGCCAUGGGGCGCUCGAUGCCAUCUACAAGCAUAUAGAGUUUCUUGAAAAGAAAAACAACUAUGUCGUUGACCUUCUGCUCAUUUGCGGCGACUUCCAGGCCAUCCGGAAUCACUCCGAUCUUCAGUGCAUGGCAGUGCCUCCAAAAUACAGGCAACUGGGAGAGUUUUAUAGAUACUAUACUGGCGAGAAAAAAGCGCCCGUCCUUACUAUUGUCAUCGGUGGAAACCACGAGGCUUCAAAUUAUCUCUGGGAACUGUACCAUGGAGGAUGGCUUGCUCCAAACAUCUAUUUCCUUGGCCAUGCAGGCUGCGUUCAGGUAGAUGGCGUUCGCAUAGCAGGAGCAUCGGGUAUUUUUAAGGGAAAUGAUUUUCAUCAAGGGCAUUAUGAGCAAAUGCCUUACGACCACAGCUCAAUGCGAAGCAUCUACCACAUCCGCGAAUACAACAUUCGUCGACUUUCCCUCCUUUCAUCGCCAGAUAUAUUCCUAUCUCACGACUGGCCACAGUCUAUCGAACAGCAUGGCGACUUACCCCUCCUCCUACGCCGCAAACCCUUUUUCAGACAGGACAUCAGUACAGGCAGUUUGGGCUCACCUCCGUUAAUGGGAUUGUUGCAUACCUUGAGACCGUCGUGGUGGUUUGCUGCGCAUUUGCAUGUCAGAUUUGAGGCUGUAGUCACCCAUCACCAGGCAACGUCCGCCGCAAAUGGAAGUAUAUCCCCUUCACCCGCUCAAGGCGAGAAUCCUGAUGAAAUAGUGAUAGAUGAAUUUGAGGAAGAUGGUCUUGAUACGAAGAAGCCCGAUGGCGUUGAGUCGUCAACAAUGGCAGAAUCGUCGAUAUCCACGACUGGUCCUCUUAACCCUGAUGAAAUCACGCUGGAAGACGAAGAAGAAGGAGUCGUUGCCCCUCCGCCACCUGUCCCCCAACCGUCUGAAACGAGAUUCUUAGCACUCGACAAGUGCCUUCCUCGUAGGGAGUUUCUCGAAGUGAUGGACUUUCCCGCUUCUUCUGAUUCAUUACCACCUGCCACCGACGGACAGCGCCGUCGCCCCACUCUCACUUUUGAUCCUGAGUGGCUUGCCAUCAUACGUGCAUUCCAUCCGUACUUCUCCAUGUCCCGUCGACAAGCUGUCUACCCAGAAGAGGCAGCUGCACGAGCACAAGUUGCCGAAGAACUGUCAUGGGUUAAAGCACACAUAUCGAGCACAGAAGAAGGCGAAACCAGCGAUCUGCGAGAAGUCGAGUCAUGUCAAGUCUUUGUCCAGACUGCGCCUGGUCCAGGAAGUGAGGGCCCGGCAAAAAACCAGCAACCUCCAUGGUAUACAAACCCGCAGACGACUGCUUUUUGCGAUAUGCUAGAGCUCGAGAACAAAAUAAAUCCCCCUCCACGGGCGGCGCCUUCUUCCGUAGUUUAGUUCUCGGUGUUUCUGCAAUUACCGUCUCACUGAACACAGCACUUGAUGUCUUAGUACUUAUGUCUGUGAUCAACAGGCCCAAGCUCCGUAUAUUUCACAAUAAAGUCAAGUUGUGUUGCAAGCUCCAUGAACCCAUUUUCUGGAGCUUACUCAGUCCUCCUAGAUAUAUAGCGGUAUCUCAUACUACU